Messenger RNA from Pseudozyma hubeiensis SY62, 495 nucleotides. RefSeq lists its product as hypothetical. Lineage: Eukaryota; Fungi; Basidiomycota; Ustilaginomycetes; Ustilaginales; Ustilaginaceae. The coding region runs from base 1 to 495 and encodes 164 amino acids. The record is from RefSeq and is a predicted model, not a curated record. The transcript has a single exon.
AUGUUUGCUGUUUCGAAGUCCUGCUCCUCUCGGAAUGUCUUGCUAACCUCUCCACCUAUUGUCUCUUUGCCAGAUCCAUCAACUCACACUCAACCUCAACUCCUCAAAUUUGCCAUGUUUUUCGCGGUCAUCCUCGCCGUUGAUCACGACGUUGUCAGCUGGCGUAGCUGGUUCAACCGCCUACCCUUCACCUUGCGCUAUGGUGAAAGCAACUCCCAGUUGGCCUCGUUCGGAGUAUUUCCUCGUCGAGACGAGGUCGAGGAGCUUCGUCAAGUCAUGAUGGGCGACGAGAUCGAUGCCGAGAUGUAUCUCGUCCCGCAGGAGAUGUUGGACGAUUUUGUUACUUGUUUCAAGCAGAACACCGAAGCGGAUGAACAGACGCAGUGCAUGGUGGAGAGAGUGGAGAUCGUGAAGGAGAACGGCCACAGGAUCGUAACUCAACUGGAUGUCGAUGAGGCACAAGAAGAUUGGUACUGGUGGGUGCCUUUGUUCUAG